AUGGACUUCACUACACCCAAACCCUUCCCUUAUGGCUACAACUGCAACUACAACCCUCACUGUCUUAGCUACAGCGCAACAUUGUCGUCUUUCUAUGUUGGGGUGGUAUCUGAUGGUGGUAGUGACAUUGAAGUCGAAGGUGAUGCGAAUGAUCUUAUUGAUCCUUCAAACAGGUUAUCUUCUUGGGUUGAAGGAGGGGAUUGCUGUAAAUGGGUUGGUGUCGUCUGCCAUAACUCAACAGGCCACGUCAACCAACUGCACUUGGUUUCGCCCCCUUUUUCACCUUCAGCCCUAGGAGGCAAAAUAAAUCCUUCACUGCUGGAGUUGAAGCAUCUCAGUUCCCUGGACUUGAGCUAUAACAUUUUUAGCAGCAUACAUAUCCCGAAAUUUUUGGGUAUGCUGGAUAGCUUGACAUAUCUUAACCUCGCUUGUACACAAUUCCAGGGAGUAAUUCCUCAUAACCUGGGGAAUCUUUCAAAGUUGCAGUAUCUUGAUCUUCGAGGUAAUGGAGUGAGCAAUAUUGAAGCAACAAGUCUUCAAUGGGUUUCUGGACUUUCUUCCUUGCAGUACCUUGAUUUGAGCUAUGCGAAUCUUUCUAAAGCAACUGAUUGGCUACAGGUAACAUUCAAACAUCCUUCUUUGUUAGAGUUGCACUUGUCAUAUUGUGGUUUAGAGGGCCCAUCUCCGAUUAUUGUCAAUUCUUUGGAAGGCCCAAUUCCAGAUUACUCUGGGAACAUGUCGUUUCUUGAAGUUCUUGAUCUUAGUUUAAACCAUCUCCGAGUUCUUGAUCUUUCUUAUAAUGGAAUUAAGCAAGACAUAGCAGAAAUCCUACAAAGUUUGUCUAGAUGUUGUCUGGAUUCCUUAAAGUCAUUGUAUAUGGCAGACAACAAUCUUUUUGGCCAUUUAACUGAUCAACUUGGGCACUUUAAAAACCUAGCUCACUUGUCCCUUGCUCGAAACAAAAUUUCUGGUCCCAUUCCAUCAUCGAUAGGGGAGUUAUCAUCUUUGAAGUUCUUUGAUGUUUCAGAAAAUCAAUUAAAUGGUACUUUUCCUCUAUGUUUUGGACAACUGGAAAGUUUGGAAACUCUGGAUUUUGGGUAUAAUCUAUUGGAAGGCGUUGUAUUAGAAACCCAUUUUUCUAGGCUCUCGAGAUUGACAACUCUGAAGGCAUCACAAAAUAGGCUUAGAUUUGAACCAAACCCAAGCUGGAUCCCCCCAUUUCAAUGUGAAAUUAUUGAAUUGAGUCACUGGCAUCUUGGGUCAAAGUUUCCCCAGUGGUUGAAGUUCCAAAAUAAGUUGUCUGUGUUAGAUAUUUCUGAUGCAGGAAUUUCAGAUGUAAUGCCUACUUGGUUUUUGAACUUACCCACUCAAUUUGAAAAAUUAAAUCUCUCCUUUAAUCAACUUACUGGAGAGAUUUCAAAUUUGAACGUGACAGACACUAUUGACUUGAGUUCAAACCGCUUUACAGGUCCAUUGCCCAGAGUACUUUCAUCUUUAAGAAUUUUGUUUUUGUCAAAUAAUUCAUUUUCAGGGUCCCUUUCCGAAUUCAUUUGUAAUCCUUCAAUCAGCGACAUGAUAGUUCUUUUCAUUGAUACAAAUCUACUCAUUGGAGAAAUUCCAGAUUGUUGGAUUCAGUGGAGAUAUUUAGGUUAUUUAAAUUUAGAAAAUAACAAUUUGACAGGGAAUAUCCCAUUUACUUUCGGAUUUAGAAAUCUUUUUAUGUUAAACCUUCGAAACAAUAGCAUGUUUGGAGAAUUUUCAUCCAUAAUGCAGAGUUUUGUGAGUUUGAUUAUGCUUGAUCUUAGUGAAAAUCAUUUCAGUGGAAGUGUACCAGCAUGGAUUGGUGAUAAGCUCUCAAGCCUUGUGAUUCUAAGCCUUCGAUCAAAUAACUUUGAUGGUCAUAUUCCUCAAAAAAUUUGUGAUCUUCAAGUUCUUCAGAUUUUGGACCUCGCCCAUAACAACAUUUCAGGCACUAUUCCAAAAUGUUUCAAUAAUUUAGGUGCAAUGGCCACAAAACAAAAAGGCUAUAAUAAAGUUUUUACGCCGGAGAUCUAUGAUUUCCCAUUUUACUUUACAGAAUUAUUGGUGUUGAAAGGACGAGAGGAUGAAUAUGGUCACACACUAGGACUUGUUACUAGUAUAGACCUUUCAGCUAACAGUUUCAUAGGAGAGAUCCCCAAAGAAAUUGGUAGUCUUGUUGGACUAUUGUCUUUAAAUUUUUCACGAAAUUUCCUGACGGGACGUAUACCAGACAACAUUGGCAACAUGGAGUUAAUGGAAUCUCUUGAUUUGUCCAUGAAUCGGCUAAAUGGUGAAAUCCCUCCAAGUUUCUCCAAAUUGAAUUUCUUGAAUCACUUCAAUGUGUCGUACAACAACUUGACAGGACAAAUCCCAACAAGCACUCAGCUUCAAAGCUUUGAAAACUUGUCUUAUGUGGGAAAUCAUCUUUGCGGACCUCCUCUCACUAAGAAUUGCACCUCGAAAGGUAUUCUAACUGAUGCUACAAAUAAUUUAAGUAGCAGCGACGGAAAUAAAGUGAAUUGGCUUUAUGUCAGCAUAGUUCUUGGCUUUGUAAUGGGAUUUUGGGGUGUAGUGGCUCCCUUGUUUUUCUUUAGGUCUUGGAGGAUCGCAUACUAUCAAAAGCUGGACCAUAUAUAUGGUAAAUUGUAUGUGUUUUGGGCUACUAUGGGUAUGUAG
This is a messenger RNA of Gossypium raimondii (Peruvian cotton), 2697 nucleotides long. RefSeq names its product receptor-like protein EIX2. Bases 1 to 2697 code for a protein of 898 amino acids. NCBI's taxonomy places the organism in Eukaryota, Viridiplantae, Streptophyta, Magnoliopsida, Malvales, Malvaceae. Gene Ontology annotation, molecular function: protein binding. The transcript is spliced from 3 exons. The record is from RefSeq and is a predicted model, not a curated record.